This is a messenger RNA of Daldinia caldariorum, 2364 nucleotides long. RefSeq lists its product as uncharacterized. The record is from RefSeq and is a predicted model, not a curated record. The transcript has 7 exons. Lineage: Eukaryota; Fungi; Ascomycota; Sordariomycetes; Xylariales; Hypoxylaceae. The coding region runs from base 1 to 2190 and encodes 729 amino acids.
AUGAGUGUUCAAUACCUUGCUCGCUCCCUUGUUUCUGUUGGUUCGGUAAAGGUCCCAAGCGAUGAAGGCGAGGGACUUUAUGUCCUGAGCGUGAGAGAUGGGGAUCUCAUCGAGAAGUACUGGGUGGACGAUGUGGUAGAGAGCGAGAACAUCAUUGCUUCAGGCGUAAGACAUAAUACCUCGGCUUCAUAUCUUCUCGGCUCAAGAGACACUCCGCGCAUCGUCAUCUUCAUUGACGAAGAUAAUGUUGUGCGUUCCUAUGCAUACAACGAGGACGCAGAAGACUGGGAAGAGACACCACACGGCGACAAAUUGAACAUUAAGACAAGCCCAGAGAGUAAGCUAAGUGCGAUUAUUGGCCCAGAGGAAGAGAUUGUGAUCUCUUACCAGGAUGAGACUGGUUACCUGGCAGUCGUGAUGAGCACGGACAACAACGAGUGGGCUUCUUUUGGCCCUCUUAAGGCCACCCCUGUCCUAGGGACACCCCAGUGCCUUGAGGUUAUCGACGGCAGGCUCCAUCUCUUUUAUCUGGAGAAAGGCUCUGGGAUUAGCUACCUCGUCUUUGAUCCUUUUACACUCAACUGGAAAGCCAAUGUGCUUGAGAAUGCCAAGUUCAGCACUAGUAUUGAUAACUUUAGGAUUGAGGAAGACCCCGAGACCAGAGUUAUCCAGAGCUACGUCCUUACAGACGGUUCCCUAUGGAAUGUCAGCGGGGAGAAGGAAAAGACCUGUCUGGGAAAAGUAGAAGGUGACGGUAAGCUUAUUCCUUCAAGCAAGGCACAGGCUGGAUGGAAGGUUUCAUGGAAAGGAGCUCGGAAGGUAAUUAUGGGAAACGAAAAGCAGCCAGACUUCAUAAAUUUCAAUCUAGAAACCUUUCAGCUUCCUCGGGAGUUCUGGCAUCCGACUCAAAUUGGAGACUAUGAAUCGUGCGCACCUGAGCGCUUUGGGAUAGAUGUGUCUACUCUAGCAACCCGGUGGCAUGAAUGGGUGGUUAAACUGACUUUUGAAAAGCUUGGAAUCGAGAAGCAUGGUAACGGAUUUUACGUCAAUAUCCCAAACGCCCGCUACGAUGUUAUCUUCACAGCUGGGCACAACCUUGUUGACAAACCGCAACAUUAUUGCUCUAAUAUCAGGAUCAUUGGGGAUCCCCACGAAAAAAAAGAAAUUUGUGUAAAACCCGACAUGAUUCGGGUAUGCUCGAAGUAUUUUGAGGACCCUGAUGAAAAUAUGGAAAUCUAUGAUUACGGAGUCAUACUCGUAGAGAGGCAUCACUCUAAACGACAUCGUGGGUUUGGAUUUCACGUUAUGUUAGGCCUUGCACCGGAGUCUGGGGAGGGUAGCAAUUAUAGCGAACAUGAAAGCAAGGACAUACUUCAAGGCCGCACGGUAUACGUCUGCGGAUACGCACCAGAAGAUUCACCGCACGAAAAGUCGCCACGGAGAUCGGAGGGUGAAUGCGUUGGAGUCAAUUUACACCAAGUCCGUUACGAAGCCGAUACUAAACCAGGAAUGAGUGGUGGACCUGUAUGGUUAGGAUUCCGCGGAGUUGAAACCGUUAUAGGUAUUCAUACUUAUGGAGCGGCAAAGGAAGGAUUAGGGAAUAGGGGAACCCGCUUGAACUGCAAUGUCUGGCGCAACAUAUUUAGUUGGCUUCAAGUUGGUUGGUAUGGAAAGUCACUUCACUACUGCAUGUCUCCAAACUUCAGUAUGCAUCUUCAUUUGCCGCAGAACAACGCUGCAUUCAGCGAGGGCCGAGUUCGCGUAGGCAAGCCUGGGAAAGUGGAGACUUUAUUCGAUGUCAUCCCCGUGGCAGCAAAACCUAAAGGCAAAGAAUCCGAUGCUGGCUAUGGAUUUAUUUUAAGACCUCCGGGUCUUGAUGCCAAAGGCUUCUGGCCUCCAGGCCUCACAUCCCCUUGGGUGCGAUGGGAUCCUAGUAAAAACAGAGUCUCACAUUCACAACGCUUCGACAUGCGGUGCGAAGUCAAAAUCCCCCGAUUGGCUCUUCACCCAGAGAAUCCUUUUGAAAUACAAGUUCAGGAUGGUAAUUGCUGGAAGCAAGUACGGAUGGGAAUGGAAUAUUUGGAUGAGGUAGAUCUCGAGCUACUCGAAGAAGAUUCUCAAAGAUUUGAAGAUACAUCAGAAAUCUCAUUCGGACCACUGACCAAGAAGAAGUUAUUUCAGUUCAAGUAGCGAGCUCAGGUUAUAACGCUACACAUAGUUGCAUGGAUCUCCAAGGCCUAAAAUACGGCGCAAGAUGCUUUACGAAUUUUCGUUUCAAACUUUCUGUCGAGUCAUAUACCUAGGAGUUGAAUUUAUUGAACUGAAGUUAAGAACCAACACUUGUAGCCAUUUAAUGAACUUGAU